Molecule: messenger RNA, 936 nt
Organism: Ictidomys tridecemlineatus (thirteen-lined ground squirrel)
Lineage: Eukaryota; Metazoa; Chordata; Mammalia; Rodentia; Sciuridae
Source: RefSeq, a predicted model, not a curated record
AUGACCCAAAGCAGCACACUUUACAUUUUUCUUGCUGUAAGAAAUGCCUUUUGUUUCCAAAUUGUCAUCGGGAUCACAGCCAACGUCUUCCUGCUCCUCACGUUCCUUCUCAGGUGCAGGACCAGGCCCAUGGACGUGGCCAUUGCUCACCUGGCCCUGAUUCAUCUGCUGAUGCUCAUAAUCAGGGUGCACCUGGACCUGGGCAUUUUGGGGGUUCUGGACUUUUGGAACAACUUCACAUGUAAAGCCAUCAUCUACCUGUACAGUCUGAUGAGGAGCCUGUUGGUCCGCACCACCUACCUGCUGAGUGUCCUGCACGCCACCACCCUCAACCCCAGAAGCUCCUAUCUGGCCAAGUCCAAGCACACGUCCCAACAGUGCAGUGCGUGGACCUUGGUCACUCUCUGGGUGUUCAACAUGUUCUUCAAUGUCCGUGUCUUGGUCUCUAUGGGAGGCUCCCCCAAUGACACAGCAGCUUUCCGGUUUGUCUCUGAGUCCUGCACUGUCGCCCCCACAGGUCACCAGUUCAGGACCUUCUUUUCCACAACAGGAAUACUCCGGGACAUCUUCCUUCUCGGGCUCAUGGUCGCCUCCAAUGGGUACAUGGUGGCUCUCCUGUGCAGGCAUAAGAGGAAGUGCCAGCACCUCCACAGCACCAGCCUGUCCCCGAGAGCCUCCCCAAAACUGAGGGCAACCAGGACCAUCCUGCUGCUCAUGGGACUCUUUGUGCUCAUGUACUUUAUGGACUGUGUGUUCUCCUCCUCUUUGGGACAGAUGUACAGGGAGGAUCCCACUCGCCUGUGGGUCCAGAUGCUGGUGGGCAAUGGCUAUGCUACCCUCAGUGCCUUGUUGCUUAUCUGUGCUGAAAAACAAAUCAUCAACUUAUUCCAAUCCACACUGGAGAAGGAGAGGAAUUGUUUACAUAGUGCCAGAUAA